Messenger RNA from Dentiscutata heterogama, 588 nucleotides. Lineage: Eukaryota; Fungi; Glomeromycota; Glomeromycetes; Diversisporales; Gigasporaceae. The record is from the annotation of a GenBank genome assembly.
UAUGUCUUUAUGACAUCUCACAAACCACCAGAAGAAGCUUUUAAUUUUCGACGACAUAAUGCAAAUGAUAAGAUGUCAACUCAACGUGAUUGGGGUCAAUUUUAUCGUCGUCUUGAUUAUGUUAUCGAAUUUAAGGGUAUAUGGCAUGAUGAGAUGGAUCUUCAUACUACUAAGUUAAUAUUUCAUAAAGGCUGUGGUGCAGGAAUUGAACAAUAUCAAGAUGGUGAAGUGAUUAUUAAAGCUGAUAAUCAAGUUUACUGGCGUCGUUGUUUUCCCGAGUUCAAGAAAAACUAUCUACGUGAUUAUCCUAGAUGCCGCGAGCUUUCUGAUUAUAAACAGAAGCUUUUACAACAAUCACAAUUACGAUUGAAAUGUCGAAUCAAAAAAUUUAUAAAUGAUUCAGAUCACGAUGAUGUAAAUAUAUCAAAUUCUCAUAUGAUGCUUGAUGAUAAUUAUUUUGUUCAAAGACCUGUAGAAGUUAUAGAAAUGACUGAUGAGUAUGCUAGUAAUCAAGGUCGAUCAGUUUUAAUAUGGCGAAAAAUUAUAGAAAAGCAAAAUGAAGAAAGCCGUCGUCUCAAUGAGGAGAAU